AUGGCACGCGUCCAAGCCAUACAAGCCGAACAAGAGCCUGGUCCAGACGAUGGUAUCAACUACUGGAGAACGCAGCCGGCAAGCUACGAUGGCGUCCUGGGUGGAUUUGGAAAGGGGUCUCUUCCCCGCGUCGAAACACUAGGCUCCCGACAAUUUCUAAUGCACUUAUUUCCGGAACUGUGCACCGUCCCAUCCGCUGUUCGUCCCCUCCGUCCUAAACCCAAAGCCCGCCGUACACGCGCACUCGAUGUGGGCGCAGGGAUUGGCCGCGUCACAGCAGAUACACUGCUACACCUCUUCGACGAUGUGGUGAUUCUGGAGCCCGUUGACGACCUCGUACGAGAGGCGUAUGCGCGGGGCACUGCAAGCGACCCCUCCUCCGCCACACACGCGCCACGCACACAGCAAGGCGACAGUGGCGAGCCACCCUUUGUGCCGUGGAAGGGGAUCGCCGACAACAGUAAAAGCGUGGCGUUCUUUCAAGGCGGCCUGCAGACGUUCGACCCCGCGAACCCAACGAAGUCGACCGACGUUAUAGGCCGCGUCGGCUUCGUGCCAGAGGUCCCCACGUCUGACCUUGACUCGGGCUUCGAUGUCGUGUGGUGCCAGUGGUGUCUCAUGUACCUGAGCGACACAGACCUCGUCGCGUUCCUGAAACGGAGCAAGCCCGCCUUGCGCGACCCUAAGCGGAGCGUCAUCGUAGUGAAAGAAAAUUUAUGCAGCGAUGGCGAGUACAACACACCCAUCACUAUCUUCGACCAGGAAGACUCGAGCGUGACGAGAUCGGAUUUGGCGUUCAAGAGAAUAUUCGAGGAUGCCGGUUUGACCGUUGUGCACGAGCAAGUCCAGCAGGGACUCCCCGAAGGCCUGUUCGUUGUCAAAAUGUAUGCCCUGAGAUAAUAAAAUAAUUCGAAC
Heterobasidion irregulare TC 32-1 is the source of this 915-nucleotide messenger RNA. RefSeq lists its product as uncharacterized. The coding region runs from base 1 to 900 and encodes 299 amino acids. Gene Ontology annotation, biological process: N-terminal protein amino acid methylation. Lineage: Eukaryota; Fungi; Basidiomycota; Agaricomycetes; Russulales; Bondarzewiaceae. Gene Ontology annotation, cellular component: cytoplasm. Gene Ontology annotation, molecular function: N-terminal protein N-methyltransferase activity. The record is from RefSeq and is a predicted model, not a curated record. The transcript has 5 exons.